Molecule: messenger RNA, 6108 nt
Organism: Homo sapiens (human)
Lineage: Eukaryota; Metazoa; Chordata; Mammalia; Primates; Hominidae
Gene: ZNF490
Product: zinc finger protein 490
Exons: 5
Coding region: 134-1723 (529 amino acids)
Biological process (GO): regulation of DNA-templated transcription
Cellular component (GO): nucleus
Source: RefSeq, marked validated
AGGCAGAUCUCGCUUCCGCCGGUGGGACGGAACUGGUGCCCUCCGUGGACAAUUGUGUUGAAGCAGAAAUUGUUCCGGAUCUCGGGUCGGACACGGAAGUCUUCCUGCAGUGUUUCUGGAUGCGGGGACAGGGAUGCGCAGGAAUUCCAGUCUCAGUUUCCAGAUGGAGCGACCCCUCGAGGAGCAAGUCCAGAGCAAGUGGUCGUCUAGUCAAGGCCGCACAGGAACAGGAGGGUCUGAUGUCCUCCAGAUGCAGAACAGUGAACACCAUGGACAAAGCAUCAAGACUCAAACUGACUCCAUCUCCCUUGAGGAUGUGGCUGUGAACUUCACCCUGGAGGAGUGGGCUUUGCUGGAUCCUGGCCAGAGGAAUAUCUACAGAGAUGUGAUGCGGGCAACCUUCAAGAACCUGGCCUGUAUAGGGGAAAAAUGGAAAGACCAGGAUAUUGAAGAUGAACACAAAAACCAGGGAAGAAAUCUAAGAAGUCCUAUGGUUGAAGCACUCUGUGAAAAUAAAGAAGAUUGUCCAUGUGGAAAAAGCACUAGCCAGAUUCCUGAUCUUAAUACGAACCUGGAAACUCCUACUGGAUUAAAACCAUGUGACUGCAGUGUGUGUGGGGAAGUCUUCAUGCAUCAGGUCUCCCUUAAUAGGCACAUGAGAUCUCACACUGAACAGAAACCAAAUGAGUGUCACGAAUAUGGAGAGAAGCCACAUAAAUGCAAAGAAUGUGGGAAAACCUUCACUCGCAGCUCCAGUAUUCGAACCCAUGAAAGAAUUCACACUGGAGAGAAACCCUAUGAAUGUAAGGAAUGUGGCAAAGCCUUCGCAUUUCUCUUUUCCUUUCGAAACCAUAUAAGAAUUCAUACUGGAGAGACACCCUAUGAAUGUAAGGAAUGUGGGAAGGCAUUCAGAUAUCUCACUGCUCUUCGGCGCCAUGAAAAAAAUCACACUGGAGAGAAACCCUACAAAUGUAAACAGUGUGGAAAAGCCUUUAUAUAUUACCAGCCUUUUCUAACCCACGAAAGGACUCACACUGGAGAGAAACCUUAUGAAUGUAAGCAAUGUGGGAAAGCCUUCAGUUGUCCCACGUACUUACGGAGUCAUGAGAAAACUCAUACUGGAGAGAAACCUUUUGUAUGUAGGGAAUGUGGGAGAGCCUUCUUUUCUCACUCAAGCCUUCGAAAACACGUGAAAACCCACACCGGAGUUCAACCUUAUACAUGUAAGAAAUGUGGGGAAGCCUUCAAGUCAUCUAGUUCCUGUGAAGUGCACGAAAGAACUCAUUUUGGAGAAAAACCCUAUGAAUGUAAACAAUGUGGUAAAGCCUUCAAUUCUUCAAGUUACCUUCAGUUGCACGAAAGAGUUCACACUGGCGAGAAAACUUACGAAUGUAAAGAAUGUGGUAAAGCCUUUCUUUAUUCCACUCACUUUCGAAUCCAUGAAAGAACCCAUACUAGAGAGAAACCCUAUGAAUGCAAACAGUGUGGUCGGGUCUUCAUUUACUUCAGUCACCUUCGAAGGCACGAAAGAAGUCACACUGGAGUGAAACCAUGUGAGUGUAAGCAGUGUGGCAAAGCUUUCACUUGUUUAAAUUCCCUGAAAGUACACAAAAGAAUUCAUACUGGAGAAAGACCCUUUCAGUGUAGACAAUGUGGUAAAGCCUUCAGUUACUCAAAGUCUUUGCACGUGCACGAAAGGACUCAUAGUAGACAGAAGCCCUAAGAAAGUAAAGUGUGGUAAUGCUGUCAGUUGUAUUAGUUCCUUUUGGAUGUAUGAGAGUACUUACGCUGGAGAGAAAUUCAAGGAAUGUAAACGGUGUGAUUAAGCCUUCAGUUGUCCUAAUUCCCUUUGAAGACGUGACUCAUGCGGCAAUGAAAUAUUUAACAAAUGGGGGAGGAACUUGCACUCUCCUGCGGGAUUGCAGAUAUGUGAAUGGACUCCAUGGACAGAAAAGCUACGAAUGUAUGGAGUGUAGGAAAGCCUUCACUUCACGUAAUCUUUUAAAGACACCUGAGAAUAUAUACUGGAGAGAAACUAUAAAGAAAAUUCUAUAUCCAUCCCAUCUUUUGUGGGGUUUGUUUUUUGUUUUUGUUUUUGUUGAGAUGUAAUUUUGCUCUUGUUGCCCAGGCUGGAGUGCAGUGGUGCGAUCGCGGCUCACCGCAACCUCCGCCUCCCGGAUUCAAGCAAUUCUCCUGCCGCAGCCUCCCAAGAAGCUGGGAUUACAGGCAUGCGCCACCACGCCUGGCUAAUUUUGUAAUUUUAGUAGAGAUGGGGUUUCUCCAUGUUGGUCAGGCUGGUCUCAAACUCCUGACCUCAGGUGAUCUGCCUGCCUCGGCCUCCCAAAGUGCUGGGAUUACAGGUGUGAGCCACAGCACCCAACCUUUUUUUCCCCGCCGCACCCCAAGAUGGUGUCUCACUCUGUUGCCCCAGGCUGGAGUGCAGUGGUGUGAUCCUGGCUCACUGUAACCUCUGGGUUCAAGCAAUUCUUCUGCCUCAGCCUUCCAAGUAGCUGGGAUUACAAGUGCCCACCACCAUGCCCAGCUAAUUUUUAUAUUUUUAGUAGAGACAGUGUUUCACCAUGUUGACCAGGCUGAUCUUAAACUCUUGACCUCAAAUGAUCCACCCACCUUGGCCUCCCAAAUUGUUCGUUUUACUUUUUUUUUUUUUUUUUUUUGAGCUGGAGUCUUACUCUGUUGCCUAGGCUGGAGUGAAAGUGGCGCAACCUCUGCCUCCCAGGUCAAAGCAAUCCUGCCUCAGGCCCCCUAGUAGCUGGCAUUACAGGCACAUGCCACCACGCCCAACUAAUUUUUAUAUUUUUAGUAGAGACGGGGUUUCACCAUGUUGGCCAGGCUGGUCUUGAACUCCUGACCUCAGGUAAUCCACCUGCCUUGGCCUCCCAAAGUGCUGGGAUUACAGGCGUGAGCCACCACACCCGGCCCCCAGUUCUUUUUUUUUUUUUUUGAGACGGAGUCCUUGCCCAGGCUGGAGUGCAGUGGCGCGAUCUCAGCUCACUGCAAGCUCCGCCUCCUGGGUUCACGCCAUUCUCCUGCCUCAGCCUCCCGAGUAGCUGGGACUACAGGCGCCCGCCACCACGCCCGGCUCAUUUUUUGUAUUUUUAGUGGAGACGGGGUUUCACCGUGUUAGCCAGGAUAGUCUUGAUCUCCUGACCUCGUGAUCCGCCCUCCUCGGCCUCCCAAAGUGCUGGGAUUAUAGGCGUGAGCCACCGCGCCCGGCCUCCAGUUCAUUUUAAAACCAUGAAACCACCCACACUGGAGAGCCACCUUCUUAAAUGUAAGCAAUAUGGGAACAUCUUCAAUGACAUCUGCAACCAUUGUCGAGAUUCUUCGUAGGAAGAAUUAAAGGAAUGGGGAAGAAGGACUUGGGCCCCAGCAGGCCUUUUGUGGCAUCCAGUCAGAAGUUAGGAAACACCCUCUAGGGCAGUGCCUGCCCUCAGCUCUCACACAUGACUGGAGAGAAGUGAGAAGACUCCCAGAAUCUGCCUUUUAAGUUUCCAUCAGUGUCCUCGGGUCAGACUGUGGGAAUGCUGUACUUCUAAGACAAAGGUUCGCAUCUUACAGUUUUUCCCCAAGUGGGAUCUGCCUAUGCACAUCCUAAUUCACAGACAUUGUCAGCAUUGCAUUAUUCCAGGGCUGUUUUGAGGUCAUCUCCAGCUCCAUUUCCCAUCUCAAACCUACACUUUGGACACUUGUUUAAACAUUCACAUCUGAAUUUCUCUGUGGCAACCGCAGGUGGCUCUGAGGUGAGAGACUGAAGAAGCAGAGCCUGUAUCAUGGGACACACACCCCUUGACCACACAGCAUCCACUCUCCUGCGGUUACCAGCCCUGCACCAACCACCACAGUCAGAAUAAUCUCAAAACUGCUAGUGGAGUCACAGACACACUCUGCCAUGUCUUAGCUGUAGGACACUCAGAAUUCUUACCUCCCCUAACUUGCUUUCCCUGUUUUCUGGCACAUUCUACCCUGAGAUAUUCAGCGGCAUAUGCACUGAUGAUGCUCCGGCCUUCUCACGUCAGUGCAUGUCACAUGCAUCCUGCUCCAGGACUGGUUUCCUAGCCUCCCGCUAAGACUAGCACUUAGCUCUUCUUGGAAAAGGACCCACCCUGCAGCGCUCCAGCUCUGUUGUGUAUGGGAGGUGCUGGUGUCAGGGUUCACAAGCCAUGGAACUACCUUGCUUCACAUCACAAGGCAAGGUGAACUCAACUCCCAAUAAACUGCUUGCUGGAGCCUCCGAAUUCUCCGUUUUCUGAAUUGCAUAGGCACGAUAGGGGUCGGGUCUGUCCUUUGUUGGAGUCAGUCCCCCCUUUUCUUAGCAAGUCAGUGUGUUUUAGAAGGGAGGUGGCAGCAUUGAGGGAAACCAGGUCACCAUCCACCCUCGUAACAACAGUCUCCCUGGGUGGGUCCCAGAAGUGAUCUUUGUGUCGCUCGGGUCGGAACUCUUUAGGCCUCUGGCCUCCACCCUCCCCCAACAGCAGGGAUGGGUCAGGUGGCAGCAUCCAAAACCACGGUGAAGAUACUAGGGUCCAGAGGCCGACUGGAGCAAGGUUUGCUGGCAGAUGAGGCCUCAGUGGAAGUGACGGCUACUGUGGAGAUGCAGUGGAGGACCUGGUGGCUGAGCCAGGAGAUGCACACCUUCGCUUCUCUCACCAGGAACAUUCGCUUCUCUCACCAGGAACAUUUAUGGUAGUAUGAGGGGUUGGAACAUUAUUACUCAACCCAUUUCAGGUCCUUUCACAUUCUUGAGCUGCCAUGUUGUGCUUUUGUAGAGAGAUGAUUAUUGUACUGUGGGAGGUCAGGAAGUUCGAGAUUCCUUCACUGUCAGAAUGGGCUCAAGGAGCCAUCUUUUGUGAUAGGUAUUGGGGAACUAAGGGGUAUCUCUGCUACAGGAAUGGGAGUGAGAACAUUCACUUUUUGAAGGACAAGUAUAUGUGGGUCUAUGAUGAUGUUUUUGUAAAACCCUUUUGUGUAUGUGUCUGUGUGAGUCCUAAUAUUCAGUAAGUAUUUUCCUCUGUGUAACUCCCUCUAAUAGGUGUAGUCAACAAAGCUGUGCUAAUAUCUCUGUCCCCUUGAUCCUGGCAUUCUGGAAGACACGAAAGCAAGCAAGGAUAUAUAAGGCACUGUGGUGGUUAUUCCCGAGGAGCCAGAGAAACCUGGAGAAGAGAUCAGAACACCUGGGGUCCUUCUAUUUGGGAGAAUCUUUUAGUAUCUGGGCUGUUACACCUGUGGGUUUGUGAAUUUGUGUCUGUCCACCUGUAUGUACAGUGAUAACGUGUGUGAUUUUUGUAUAUUUGUCUAGAGGGCUGUGUGUAUAUAUAUUUAUAUAUAUUUUUAAAUAUGGAAUGCUUUUAGGUUUUUUUUUUUUUUUUUUUUUUUGAGAUGGAUUCUCACUGUUGCCAGGCUGGAGUGCAGUGGCACAAUCUUGGCUCACUGCAACCUCCACUUCUCAGGUUCAAGCAAUUCUCCUGCCUCAGCCUCCUGAGUAGCUGGGACUAUAGGCGCGUGCCACCACAACCAGCUAAAUUUUUUUGUAUUUUUAGUAGAGAUGGGGUUUCACCAUGUUGACCAGGAUGGUCUCAAUCUCCUGACCUUGUGAUCCACCCACCUCGGUCUCCCCAAAGUGCUGGGAUUACAGGCGUGAGCCACUCUGCCUGGCUGGUUAUUUUGUUUGUUUGUUGUUUUUUUGAGACACAGUCUCGCUCUGUCACCAAGCUGGACUGCAGUGGCAUGAUCUCGGCUCACUGCAAUCUCUGCCUCCCAGGUUCAAGCAAUUCUCCUGUUUCAGCCUCCUGAGUAGCUGGGAUUACAGGCGCGUGCCACCAUACCGAGCUAGUUUUUUUAUUUUUAGUAGAGACGGGGUUUCACCAUGUUGGCCAGGAUGGUCUCGCCCUCCUGACCUUGUGAUCUGCCUGCCUCGGCCUCUCAAAGUGCUGGGAUUAGAGGCUUGAGCCACCAGGCCCGGCUGGAAUGCUUGCAUUUUCUUGCCUGAUUUCCCUGGGAGCACCCCCCUUAACACUGAAUGGAGCUGGUGAGAGCAAAUAUCCUUGUUUCUGAUAUUAGAUAUUAAAAAUAUGGUUUUUCACCAUCAAA